GUAAUUGUCUAAAAUUUCCGACAGCACGUAAAGCAGUGUUCAUUUGACACUUCCAGUCCGAGUCAAGCUAACAUUCGGCAUGUCUGAGAAGCAGCUGGGGAAAAAGGUGGACCGAUGCCUGGCAGACGGUGCCAUAAAACUCGGUACCGGGCUGGGCUUAGGAAUUGUAUUCUCUGUUCUGUUCUUCAAACGGCACACGUGGCCGAUUUCAUUUGGCUCAGGGGCAGGACUUGGCAUGGCAUACGCCAACUGCCAGAAUGACCUGAGGUCACAUUAUCUGCUGCACAAAAGUGAAAAGCAGGAGGAAUAGCUGCAAGUCACCAAGGGACUGUCUUUUUUAUUUUUUCCAUCAUUUUGUUUGGUUUUGUUUUGGCUGUUGGCGUGUUGCCUCCCUGCGGACGAACCUCCCUAGGAUGACUCUGUAUGAUUUGUGUGUGCCUGAUCAGGACAGUCUGUGUUUAUUUAAUAAAAUAAUCAGAACAACAAAAA
This is a messenger RNA of Acanthochromis polyacanthus (spiny chromis), 489 nucleotides long. It is a transcript of the gene micos10, whose product is annotated as mitochondrial contact site and cristae organizing system subunit 10. Bases 80 to 310 code for a protein of 76 amino acids. The record is from RefSeq and is a predicted model, not a curated record. Gene Ontology annotation, cellular component: mitochondrion; MICOS complex; mitochondrial inner membrane. The transcript has 4 exons. Lineage: Eukaryota; Metazoa; Chordata; Actinopteri; Pomacentridae.